Messenger RNA from Prunus avium (sweet cherry), 961 nucleotides. Lineage: Eukaryota; Viridiplantae; Streptophyta; Magnoliopsida; Rosales; Rosaceae. The record is from RefSeq and is a predicted model, not a curated record.
AUUUUGAAGGCUAAGGAAAGGAUUGGCUUGCUGGCUGUGUUUAUUUCUGAGAGCAGGACAUCGAACAUAGAGAGCAAGUGCACCUCCGUCCACGGCACAGAAGAGAGAGAGAGAGAGAGUUGCUAUUGUUGGAAACUAAGGCUGAAGACAACCCAAAUGUUCUACCUCAGCCGAAUUGAGCACACUCUGCGGCUGCCUCCUCAUCUGCUUAGCCUUCGUCUAGAAGAUGCAGUUAGGGGAGAGCUUGAGAAGCUUUUCUUAGAUAAGGUUAUCGCCAACUUGGGACUUUGCAUUUCUGUGCAUGCUAUACAAUCCAUUAAAGAUGGCUUUAUCUUACCUAAUGAUGGUCAUCCAACUUUUAGGGUGGAGUUCACACUGAUUAUGUUUCGUCCAUUUGUGGGGGAGAUAAUUGUUGCAAAACUUAAAGAAUCUACUGCAAAUGGUUUACGUCUGUCCCUUGAAUUUUUCAAUGAUAUUUAUGUACCUGUUCAUCUUUUGCCUGUUCCAUCCCAUUCCGUGCCUGACCCAGGAAAGAGGGAUAGAGUCGUGUGGAUAUGGAAGUUUCCUGAUUCAGAUGAAGAACUUGUUAUUGAUGGGAUAGACGAGAUAAAAUUCCAAGUUCACAGUGUGAACUUUCCUCCAAUUCCAAUUGCGCAGCCAGAAGACUCAAAACCAUUUGCCCCUAUGGUGGUUACAGGAUCAAUUGAUUUUGAUGGUUUGGGCCCUGUUUCGUGGUGGGUGGAUGCAGAAGAUAAGGAUGAAGAACCUGAAGAUCCUUAAGCUGACAGACCUUCAGCAAAGGAGAUCUACUUCUAUCAUGUUUCUCAUGAAUGUGUUUGAAGGCAUGAAUACAGUUUGAUUUGAGCUUGUAACUUUUUCAUUUUAGAUUAUAUAUAAACUAUUGUAGUUCAAAUUAGCUUGAUGGGAAGGUGGACAAACUUUAGUGGUGUAGGGGGUAAGA